Olea europaea var. sylvestris is the source of this 690-nucleotide messenger RNA. RefSeq names its product cytochrome B5-like protein. Gene Ontology annotation, cellular component: membrane; intracellular membrane-bounded organelle. The record is from RefSeq and is a predicted model, not a curated record. The coding region runs from base 153 to 503 and encodes 116 amino acids. The transcript is spliced from 6 exons. Gene Ontology annotation, molecular function: heme binding. NCBI's taxonomy places the organism in Eukaryota, Viridiplantae, Streptophyta, Magnoliopsida, Lamiales, Oleaceae.
UUCAUCUGUCAUUUACAUAAAUUCAUCUUUAUUCUAUUUCACGUGCUCAAAACAUCUCAAAUUCAAUUCAAAAAAUAUCGCCGGAAAAUCAAGAUUCAGCGAACGCACAACUUUUACGCUUAUUUACUUCAGAUAAAGCUAAAGAGUGAAAUAUGGAUGUACUUAUGGUUACAUUAUUGCUGGGUGUGUUGGGUCUGUUUAUUUUAAUCCCCCGCCUACGCAAAACUGAUCUUGGUGAAAAGGGGAGGGCUAAUGUCACGACAAAGGCAGCAAAAGCGUACACCAAAGCUGAAGUUUCAUCCCAUAACAAGAGGACUGACUGUUGGAUCAUCAUUAAAGACAAGGUUUAUGAUGUUUCCUCAUAUGUCGAAGAACACCCUGGCGGUGAUGCUAUCCUAGCACAUGCUGGUGAUGAUUCAACCGAAGGUUUCUAUGGGCCACAGCACGCUACCCGAGUGUUCGACAUGAUCGAGGACUUUUACAUUGGAGAUCUAGAAAAGUAAAUUGUGACUUCAUUUACUUGUCUUGUAUGAACUCUAAGAAGCUGGUAAUUCUUGAGGAUUUAUCUGCAUGCUUUGAACCGGUAGAGAAUACAUUUUUCAUUUUCAGUUUUUUUAAUAUCUAAUCUAAAAGCUGAGUUUGUUGGAGACAGAAUACAUUUAUUAUAUAUUAAAAUUUGGUUUCGUUUUU